AUGCUAAUUUUGUUAUGAAUGUGUCUACAGGUUGAGGAACUGCUAAAGGAGUUUGACAACGUUUGCACUUUGAGAGUAAGGAUGCCGAUAUCCUCAGAUCUUAACAACCCGCGGAACUUCAUCACCAAGAUCUCCAGGUACAACAAAGUAGUGAACAUCCCAAACAGCAUGACUGUGUUGGACGAGCUUUUACCAAUCUCCAUUGAGAUGGCUAAAAGAAACUUGAGAGGAAUCUGGAACUUCACAAACCCAGGUGUGGUGAGUCACAACGAGAUCCUAGAGAUGUACAGAGACUACAUCAACCCUGAAUUCAAAUGGGCAAACUUCACACUAGAGGAGCAAGCUAAAGUUAUCGUGGCUCCAAGAAGCAACAACGAGAUGGACGCUUCUAAGCUCAAG
Molecule: messenger RNA, 399 nt
Organism: Camelina sativa (false flax)
Lineage: Eukaryota; Viridiplantae; Streptophyta; Magnoliopsida; Brassicales; Brassicaceae
Source: RefSeq, a predicted model, not a curated record